Messenger RNA from Limanda limanda (common dab), 1908 nucleotides. It is a transcript of the gene ssuh2rs1, whose product is annotated as ssu-2 homolog, related sequence 1. The transcript is spliced from 14 exons. The coding region runs from base 187 to 1374 and encodes 395 amino acids. The record is from RefSeq and is a predicted model, not a curated record. NCBI's taxonomy places the organism in Eukaryota, Metazoa, Chordata, Actinopteri, Pleuronectiformes, Pleuronectidae.
GGGCAAUCGAGAAAAGGGGGCAGAGGGGGGGCUUUCUGUCGGAGGAUCGGAUUGACAUCGAAUACCUGUCAACUCUAACAAGGGGAAAGUUUUAUUCACUUUUCUCGAGCUGUCAGAGAAGAGGAGUCAGCUGACUGGAAGCCGCAGGAAGUCGCAGGGUGUGUUGUGAUUAAAAAGAGAUUACAGAUGGAGUACCAGCACCUUGCGAACCAGCAAAAUCGAAACUACGGGGUAGCCAACCCCGGUUAUGCCCCGGCAGCACGACCCGCCAUGUUCGCCCCACCCGCCGCAGCGGGAGCAGCAGCAGGAUUCACCGCGGAGGGACCCAGCGCUCCGCCGGCCAGCAUGUUCGACAGCAUACCGGGCUAUGAGGGCACAGUGUCGGGAGGAGGUGGAUUUCUGCCCCCUCCAAUGCCUGCUUACCCAGUACCUGUGCCUGAGCCUGGACCUGAACAACCAAACUGGAAUAUCCCGUCUAUAACUGAAGACACUGCUCGUGGGGCGUUCAUCCUGUUUGCCUCCAGCAAGUGCUGCUACAGUGCAUCACCGGCCAAGGAUGGUGUGAUCACCAGUAUGGACGCAUUCAAUACAUACAGGUAUCGUCUGGAAACCUUUAGUGAAACAAGGUCUACAGAGUGGAGUCAUGAGCCAUAUAAAGGGCAGCCAGUGGAUGCCUACGCCCAACCACCUCCAGGGCCCUGGGAUGUUCCGGCUAAAACCCCCAGUUUUUUUCUGGAUGACAAACAGGUCAUCAAGGUUCCCUACACUUCAUCUAUGAAGGCCUGCCACGCUUGUGUGGGAAUGGGGCGAAAACCUUGCAAAGACUGUGCCGGUGCUGGUAAUAAAGUUUGUUGGGUGUGCAAUGGGUCUGGUUUCCGCAGCGGAGAAGACCGAUGCCACCACUGCAAUGGAAGAGGAAGGGACAACUGCAGCCACUGUGGGGGGCAAGGAUCCAAGAUAUGUGAUGUGUGUCAAGGAAAACAACAGCUUCUGGUCUACAUCAAGCUCACUGUGAAAUGGAUCAACAACUGUGACAACUAUGUUGUUGAACAGUUGAGCGGACUGCAGGUGAACAACCUCAGCACAGUGUCUGGGAAGGAGAUGUUCAGUGACACUCAGUAUAUGGUAUACCCAGUGAUGGGCUUCCCAGACCCUGCAGUGGUGAAUGCUUCGCAGCGCCUUGUCAAUGAACACCAGGGCAAGUUCUCCCAGACAUCACGUAUUCUACAACAGCGUCAUACCAUCGAGCUGAUCCCCGUCACCAAGGUGACCUACAAUUGGAAAGGGAAUUCAAAUAUUUACUUUGUUUACGGGAACGAGUUUAAAGUUAGUGCAGACAACUAUCCGGCCACCUGUUGCUGUAGUGUGAUGUGAUGUGACUGCAGUGGCUGUGUAUGAAGGUGCUCACUUUCCAAGCAAACAGACUUCUAAAUAUGUUACUCACAGUUUAAUUCUAUGGAUUAAUGGAGCAUUCCCUGACAUGUGGGCAGUCACAACCUUGUUUAAGUUUGUCAUUUGACAUAGAGGCAGUUUAUAGAUACAAUGAGGUAGUAGAACUCGUGUAGCUAUUUGAGCAAGCAACCUACACUGAAACUCAAUUUGCCUUUGACUAAUCAUGACAACAUCUAAUGUCAAGAAUUCACAUUGUUAUGUGCCAUAACAGAGAAUCAUAUUUAGUGAUCUAAACCACAUCCCUUGAUACCUGACACUUUUGUACUUUUAUAUGAUACCAGUGAUUUGUAAUCAGUAAAAGCAGAUAUUUCAUACAGUAUAUUAUUUGCUUGAUAUUUAAAUGUCACCAAAUUUGCAUUUAACCAAAUCCGUUUGCUGUUUGUGUAACAUUAAUUAUUUUUAUAUUAAUUAAAUGUGUAUGAUUUUAAAAUACAAAUAAAACUAAACAAAAUGUAA